Molecule: messenger RNA, 1587 nt
Organism: Dufourea novaeangliae
Lineage: Eukaryota; Metazoa; Arthropoda; Insecta; Hymenoptera; Halictidae
Product: UDP-glucuronosyltransferase 2C1-like
Exons: 5
Coding region: 1-1587 (528 amino acids)
Molecular function (GO): UDP-glycosyltransferase activity
Source: RefSeq, a predicted model, not a curated record
AUGAAGUCCAUAGUGCCCCUAUUUAUAAUUUUAUGCGUGAUCUGUGUCGUCGUGCCUUCGGAGUGCGCCAGAAUCCUAGCUCUGUUCCCAAUCCCGUUCUACAGUCAUCAAACCAAUCAUCCGCUAUUAUGGCUGGAGCUGGCCAAACGUGGACACGAAGUAGUGGUGGUCACACCGAACCCCGCGUCACAUUUGAACGUGCCGAAUAUCACGCAGAUCGAUGUUAGUAGAUCAUACGUGUUUGUCAAACCUUUCGAUAUGACUCGCAUAAAAUUCAAUGGAAUCAACUGGCAAACGUACCUACAUGAGCACAUAUACCAUGGAUCCCAGUUUUUCGUCGAGAACCUAUUCCAUCAUCCGCAAAUGAAAGAAUUGUACGAGCCCAACAGCAACGCGACUUUCGAUGUGCUUGUGAUAGAAAUGGUGGAAAUGCCAUCUUUAUUCGCGUUCGCGCACAGAUUUCACGCACCUGUCAUAGGAUUCAGCUCGUUGACGCUAUCCACCAUAAACGAGCACAUCCUAGGUGGACCAGUAUUAACGUCCCACGAAUCCGUGUGGGAAGUCGGAGCGCACAUAGGACCGAACUUGUCGUUCUGGCAAAGAUUGAAGAAUUUCGUGAUAGUCUGGCGCAGUACGUACUUUCUCUAUCGCUACCUCUUUCCGCAGCAUCAGAGGAUCGCGGAGAAGUACUUGGGCCCAGAUCUACCGCCUAUGCUCGAUAUAAUGAAGAACAUCAGCGUGAUAUUCGUGAAUCAAGAUGACGUGUUGUCACCUGCUCGGUCGAAAGUGGCGAACCAGAUCUCCUUCACCUCCCUUCACAUUUCUGACAAUCUUAAACCGCUGCCAAAGGAAUUGCAACGAUUUGUCGACGAAGCAGAAAAUGGCUUCAUAUACUUCAGUCUCGGGACCAAUGCGUUGACUUCCUGUUUACCGAACGAGACUUUGCAGAUUUUCAUCGAUGUGUUCUCCAAAUUACCGUACAGAGUCGUCUGGAAACACGAGGAAGAGUUGCCUCGAAAACCUGAUAACGUAUUUAGUAUGCCAUGGUUCCCACAGCAAAGUCUUCUUGCACACCCGAACAUUAAGAUGAUGAUCUACCAAGGGGGCCUGCAAACUAGCCAAGAGGUUGUGUAUUUUGCAGUACCAGUUCUAGGGCUUCCCGUGCUAGGCGACCAGGACUAUCAGGUUCGAGUGAUGGAACAGCUUGGGAUUGGGAAGUUCUUGGAUCUCCCGACCUUGACCAGGGAUCAGCUGGAACGAAACAUUCUGGACAUCGUGACUGAUAAAAGGUACAAAGAACGGAUACUCGAGGUGAGGAGUAUUGCGAAGGACAAACCGUACGAUUUAUUGGAACAUCUCGUAUGGUGGACAGAAUUUGUGAUUCGUCGCAAAGGCGCUCCGCAUCUUAGGACCAGCCUGGCCAGCCUGCCUUGGUACCAGCGCUACGAUACGGACAUUAUAGUGUUUUUAACUAUUGUAGUAUGUAUAGUAAUUUUCAUUUCGACCAAUGUAUUUACAAAACUUUUAGUUUAUUUGUACAGACAACGGCAAACUACGCCUGCAAAUAAGAAGCAGAAACGAAGUUAG